Messenger RNA from Melanotaenia boesemani (Boeseman's rainbowfish), 1385 nucleotides. RefSeq names its product NADH:ubiquinone oxidoreductase complex assembly factor 5 (gene ndufaf5). Gene Ontology annotation, cellular component: mitochondrion. NCBI's taxonomy places the organism in Eukaryota, Metazoa, Chordata, Actinopteri, Atheriniformes, Melanotaeniidae. The record is from RefSeq and is a predicted model, not a curated record. Bases 111 to 1148 code for a protein of 345 amino acids. Gene Ontology annotation, biological process: mitochondrial respiratory chain complex I assembly. Gene Ontology annotation, molecular function: S-adenosylmethionine-dependent methyltransferase activity. The transcript has 11 exons.
AGCUCCACAGUUUCCUCCCUCCCCAGUCCUGAGGUCAUUCAUUGUGGAGGGCAGGAAGCCUUGUACAACACUGACAUGUUGGGCUGUUUCUGAUCGAUAAAAGCGGGAUCAUGAGCAGCAGGGUGUGUGGACGACUCCUACAGAGGCUGCACACAGCCGGUUCUGGUCCUGCAGCCUCUCCAGGGAGCUGGAUCUCCUGCUCCUGCAGACUCCAGGCUGGGUCCAGGUCUGUGUCAGGCAGGGGCACCAUGAAUGUCUUCAACAGGGCGAUGAAGAAGAGGCAGAAGAACUGGGCUGCGUCCCUGCAGGACGGACACCACUACGACUAUCUGAGGGACGAGGUGGGCAGUCGAGUGGCUGAUCGGGUGUACGACAUCGCCAGGACGUUUCCUCUGGCUUUGGACGUCGGUGGUGGAAAGAGUCACAUUACAGAACAUUUAAACAAAGAUGUGGUGGAGCGUCUGUUCCUGACGGACAUUUCCCCGCAGACUCUGGAGCGUAGGAAGCCGGGUGAGAUCCCGACUCAGUGUGUCCUGGCUGACGAAGAGUUCCUGCCCUUUAAAGAAAACACCUUCGACCUGGUGGUGAGCAGCCUGACACUUCACUGGAUCAACGACCUGCCCGGAGCUCUCAGACAGAUCCAGCAGGUGCUGAAGCCAGACGGGGUGUUCAUCGGGGCGAUGGUGGGCGGCGAGACGCUCUACGAGCUCAGGUGCUCCCUGCAGCUGGCUGAGACGGAGAGGGAAGGAGGAUUCUCCCCCCACGUGUCCCCCUACACCGCCGUCACAGACCUGGGCAACCUGCUGGGCCAGGCCGGCUUCAACAUGCUCACCGUGGACAUUGAUGAAGUUCAGGUUCAUUAUCCAGGAAUCAUGGAGGUCAUGACGGACCUACAAGGGAUGGGGGAGAGUAACUGCGCCUGGAACAGGAGGCCGAUGCUGCACAGAGACACCAUGUUAGCAGCAGCAGCCAUUUACAAAGAGAUGUAUGGGAGUGAGGACGGCUCCGUUCCUGCCACCUUCCAGAUCCUCUACAUGAUUGGCUGGAAGCCUCAUGAGUCACAGGCCAAACCAGCAAAGCGCGGCUCGGCCACCAUGUCGUUCGGAGAUCUGUCCAAGAUCAGCCGGCCGGGCAGCGACGGCUCGUAGGUCUGCAGGCUGGACACUGUGUGGAAUAAAUAAAGUUCUUUCUUUUGACAGGAGGUACAUGUUUAGGACAACAGACUAAAGAUGAAACUUAAACUAAACGUUAGAAGACUCUCUACCCGUUAAGCUCAUGUACCAGCAGAAAAACUAACUAAAUGACAUUUUCUUUCCUUUUUUCUGGUAAAUGUAUGUAAGAAGGUAGUUUUCCUGAAAUUUCAAUAAAGGUUUGUAAUUAGGAAA